Messenger RNA from Betta splendens (Siamese fighting fish), 2068 nucleotides. RefSeq lists its product as uncharacterized. The transcript is spliced from 3 exons. The record is from RefSeq and is a predicted model, not a curated record. Gene Ontology annotation, cellular component: external side of plasma membrane. NCBI's taxonomy places the organism in Eukaryota, Metazoa, Chordata, Actinopteri, Anabantiformes, Osphronemidae. Gene Ontology annotation, biological process: negative regulation of T cell proliferation; cellular response to lipopolysaccharide; T cell costimulation. The coding region runs from base 363 to 1016 and encodes 217 amino acids.
AGCAACUGGCUGGAUCUUCCAGUGACACCGGUUUUGAACAAAAGAGCGUCACUUUCUCUUUGGCUCCAAACAUUCUGUGUAGUAAGUGCAGGUCGUGGGUGGAGCCGUGCACAGACUCUAUAUAAGGUGCGUAUCUUCACCCAGUCCAGUAACGUGUCAUUGAUGAAUAACUGCAAAACAAUCCUCAUUCAGCCGAACACACAACAGGUAAUGUUCUAUGAUGUAAAAGGCUUUUAUUUGUCUAAACUGGAGCUGAAGCUUUUACUUUCUCUAUGGAAUCGUCUGUUCCAGUGGUGGUAAAUCACUGAUUCUUCUGUCCUGCUGCAGCGUGGAGCUCCUGUUGAUGACUCUUGUGUCACAGCAUGAUCUCCAUCGUCAUGCUGCUCCUCAGCCUGAUCCCACGAUCAAGCUCUCGGUCACGAACCGGAUCAAUGGGAUCAUUAGUAGUGGAUGUGACCCAGACCCACUAUCAGGCAGAGCAGAACCACAGCAUCACACUGGAGUGGACCUUCACACCCAAACCUGACACCAUCACCUCAGUUUACAUCUACUGUCAGCUGCUCACUGGUCUCAGAGCCUCAGUCCUGCUUCAUCUCCAUGAAGGUGUUGAGGUCUCAGAGUCUCAGGAUCAACAGUUUUCAGGACGGGUCCAGUUUGACAGAGACGAGCUCAGAGACGGACGGAUCAGACUCCAGGUGUCCAGACUCAGGACUGAGGACUCAGGACUGUACCUGUGUGGAGUCAGAACAGCUGAUGGUUUGGGUUCUGGCCAGUGUCGACUCAACGUCACUGUGACUGAUCCUCCUGAAGCUGAGAGAGAAACUGAAACCAACAGCCACAGACCCAGAAGAUGGAUCAGUCUCUACACUGGGAUGGGACUGAUGGCACAAGUGGCUCUGACUGUUUGUUUCUAUUUCUUCAUUAACUCCUUGUGCAGAAAACCACAUUUACCUUCAGACCCCAGUGAUGAACUGGUGGAAGAGGUUUCAACACAAACACAAAACAAACGGUUUUAAAUUCUAGUUUAUGUGAUGGACAGAAAUCCCUGGUUUUGCUGAUGGGAGCCAUCCACAUACAGCAGGUAACCAUAGCAACCUGAGGUCUUCGAUCAGUUUCAUACAAAACCAGCCAACCUACUGACGCUCCUCAUGUGUUGGUGGAUCCACUCUGAUCUUUUUUAGCAAACACAAGUUAGUUUAUUGUCUAAUGUUGCAAAAACUGUAACAAUGAGCAUAAUGAGCAGAAUCUUUCCAGAAUUCAAACUUUACUGUUUGACAGUAGUGAUGAGAACGUAUCACCAGACUGGCUGUUCGUUUGUCUCCUUCAGCCUCUGGUGCAGGAAACAUGUUUUAUUGAUGACAUCAUCAUGUUUCUGCUUUCAGAAAAACUGCAAAAUUGUGAGCAAUGAGCAGAAUUUAUCCAGAACUCAGACUUUACUGUUUCCUGAUGAAAGCUUUGAGGCCUUGAAACUAGUUGAUGAGAACUUUGACUGAUGACAUCAUUGUGUUUCUGCAGCUCUGCUGCCUUUAAUGAACCUGUAGUUCAUUAGUGGAAGACAGAACUAAACGCGGGUGCCGUUCACUGACUGUAAAGUGAAUGUGUUUAAUUACGUUAAUGCUACACUAACGGCACUUUGUGUUCAUACUUUCAUACUUUUUAAAUGUCAUGAGUAGAAAUUGAUCUUGUUAUUGUUAGUGUUUCAUCUUAACAUGUACAUUUCAACAAGUCAAAGCAAAUGUUUGAACAAAGUGAAUUGUUUUACAUUACAUAAAUACACUCUCUUUUACUGUACAUAGUGAACACACAUUAAGACUUCAUCAAAAGUUUAGCUUUAACUCAAUACGUUUGUCGUGUUUCAUGCAGAGACUUCAGUUGAAAGCUAUAUAUAAUGGAUCCAGUGGAUCCAAGCAUCAUCCGUCCUUCUCCUCUAUCUGUGAACUCAGGGUUUAUACUUAGUAGAUGUAGUUUGUUGGGUUUUCUUUUGUUCUCAAGUGUCUGUUAUGAAGAAUUGGUGCUACUGGUAAUAAACCAAAAUAAACCGUCUGAUGCUGCUCAGAGCCUCAACCUC